This is a messenger RNA of Papaver somniferum (opium poppy), 1616 nucleotides long. Its product is annotated as probable low-specificity L-threonine aldolase 1. NCBI's taxonomy places the organism in Eukaryota, Viridiplantae, Streptophyta, Magnoliopsida, Ranunculales, Papaveraceae. Gene Ontology annotation, cellular component: cytosol. The transcript has 9 exons. Gene Ontology annotation, molecular function: L-allo-threonine aldolase activity. The coding region runs from base 325 to 1404 and encodes 359 amino acids. The record is from RefSeq and is a predicted model, not a curated record. Gene Ontology annotation, biological process: L-threonine catabolic process; glycine biosynthetic process.
UUGACACUUGUGAAAUAUUGUUUGUUUGUUUUGGUACUAUUCGAGUGUUCUUUCUGCCUGACAGUAGCGUUAGGUAGAGAGAGUUUUUGCAUGUACAAAGAUAUAGCCUAGUUUCAAGGCUGAAUUCUCGGUCUCUUCUUUAGAAUUAAUCUUUUGGUUCUUUUGAUUUCAUACUUAAUAUUUCUGAUCUAGAGACGAGGUUCAAGAAACAGAGAUUUUUUCUGCUAGCUUAUCUUUGUUGCCAAAAAUGCAGUUGAAUUGGAAAGAAUAGAGUGAUUGUUUCUUAGUUUUUGACAUGGUAUUUAUAUUUUCAGCUCAAGAAAAAUGGUUAAAAGAAUUAUCGACUUGCGAUCUGAUACAGUUACAAAACCAACUGAAGCAAUGAUAGCAGCUGCAGCUAACGCUGAUGUAGAUGACGAUGUGCUAGGUUAUGAUCCUACUGCUUCUCGUUUCGAAGCAGAAAUGGCAAAAAUCAGCGGCAAAGAAGCAGCUUUAUUUGUUCCAUCAGGAACAAUGGCUAAUUUAAUUAGUGUGCUCGUUCAUUGCGAAGUACGAGGAAGUGAAGUAAUUUUUGGUGAUAAUUGUCAUAUUAAUAUUUAUGAGAAUGGUGGGAUUUCAACUAUCGGAAAUGUUCAUUCAAGAACUGUGAAGAAUAAUAGCGAUGGAACCAUGGAUAUCGAUUUGAUUGAAGCUGCUAUUAGAGAUCCUCAAGGAGAUCUUUACUACCCUUCCACUAGGCUUAUCUGCUUGGAGAACACUCAUGCAAAUGUUGGUGGUAGAUGCAUCACUGCUGAAUACACAGAUAAAGUCGGAGAGCUAGCUAAGAAGCAUGGGGUGAAGCUCCACAUUGAUGGGGCACGCAUCUUUAAUGCAUCAACUGCUCUUGGAGUUCCGGUUCACAGGCUUGUACAAGCUGCUGAUUCUGUUUCGAUAUGUCUUUCCAAAGGUCUGGGUGCUCCUAUUGGAUCUGUUAUUGUUGGUUCAAAGAAUUUUAUCGCCAAGGCUAAAAUUUUGAGGAAAACCUUAGGUGGUGGGAUGCGUCAAGUUGGAUUUAUAUGUGCUCCAGCUUAUGUCGCAUUGCAGGAAAAUGUUCGAAAGCUUGAGGGUGAUCACAAGAAAGCUAAGAUUUUUGCAGAUGGAUUGAAUCGAAUCAGUGGAUUACGAGUGGAUAAAUCCUCAGUGGAGACCAACAUGGUAUUUUUCGAUAUAUUAGAGGAUUCCCACAUCAUGGUGGACCAACUUUGCAAGAUUUUGAAAGAACACGGUGUGCUCAUGAUGCCAGUAAGCACAUCAAGUAUCCGGAUUGUGCUGCACCAUCAAAUCACAGAAAGUGAUGUCCAAUAUGCAAUUUCAUGCACUCAGCAAGCUAUUCUUCAACUCCAAAGUGAAAGGAAUGGAAAAUGAGACAAAAGUUAUAUCAGACUGCUCACUGGUACUGCUGCAUGACCACAUUAGCUCAACUCCAAUAUAUUGCAUGCGGAAGAAGUUUCCCGGUAUCAAUGUUUAAAACACCAGUUCUCAUUUUGAACUUCUUAAAUGUCUGUUGUGUAUAUUUUGGAGACUAGGACCAAACUUUUUAGAAUUGAAAUCAUAAUUUCUCUACUCAAUUUCCUCCA